Musa acuminata AAA Group (dessert banana) is the source of this 3144-nucleotide messenger RNA. RefSeq names its product pentatricopeptide repeat-containing protein At2g29760, chloroplastic-like. The transcript is spliced from 4 exons. The coding region runs from base 390 to 2468 and encodes 692 amino acids. Gene Ontology annotation, cellular component: intracellular membrane-bounded organelle. Gene Ontology annotation, biological process: RNA modification. Lineage: Eukaryota; Viridiplantae; Streptophyta; Magnoliopsida; Zingiberales; Musaceae. The record is from RefSeq and is a predicted model, not a curated record. Gene Ontology annotation, molecular function: zinc ion binding; protein binding; RNA binding.
UCCUAAAUUAUUUAAUCGAAUCAAAAGAAAAUUAAGCAAAUAUUAAGUGUCAUGUCACAUUAAAUUAGAGAGGAGGAGAGAUUUUAAGGUUUUUUUCUCCUCCAAUUUCAAACAAUUACUCAAAAUAAUAAUUAAGAGUCAUUUCUUGGACGUAGCGCGGCUUCGACUCCGCCCUCUCACUUCUCCUCCUCUCCGUUCGCUCCCUUGACCACCUCCUCCUCCGCAUGCCUUCGACUCCGCGCUCCCUUCUUUAACUUUCCCAUCCGAGCUCACCUUUCUAUCCUCCUUUUCUUCCUCCGUAGUCCCUGAGUAGAUUUAUGACAUUUGGACAAUCCACGAACUGCCAAUUCUUUUAGAUCCUCCACAGGAGGAUUCAUCCCAAAGAUUACAUGGUUCAUAAGUUGCCAGUUGUGGAUCUCCCACCCAAUGUUACCCUCAGGUUCCUGAGGUCCUACCUCAGCUCUGGCCAACUGGAACGUGCCCGAGACCUGUUCGACAGAAUUCCACACCCUGAUUUGCGCUCGUUGACCAUCUUGAUCUCUGCUUUCACAAAGAAUAAUCUUCCCAAAGAAUCCAUAAGGUUCUAUCGGAGGCUUCGGGAAAACAAGGGCCUCGAGCCUGAUCGUUUGGUUCUGCUUUCUGUGGCCAAGGCAUGCGCCAAUUCUUCGGAUCUUGUUGAAGCCAAAAGGGUGCAUGAGGAGGCUGUCAAGUUUGGAUUUUCCUCGGACCUUCUCCUGGGUAAUGCACUGAUCGACAUGUAUGGGAAAUGUGGAUUUCAUGACGGGGCUAGGAGAGUGUUCGAUGACUUGCCGCAAAAGGAUGUGGUCUCCUGGACUUCUCUCAUUUCGGCUUGCAUGAGUUGCAGGAUGCCGGUAGAAGCAUUGCAAGUCUUUAGUGAUAUGUUGCAUCUUGGAGUAAAACCAAAUUCAGUCACUCUGUCAACUGUCCUUCGUGUCUGCUCGGAGUCAAAGGCAUUGGAUGUUGGAAGACAAAUUCACUGUCAAGCACUUAGAAGGGCACUCGAGGAUGAUGUAUAUCUAGGUAGUGGACUAGUGGAUGUGUAUGCUAGUUGCUCAAGUAUCAGGCAAGCCAGGAUUGUUUUUGAUACAAUUCCAUACAAAGAUACCGUGUCUUGGAUUGUGAUGUUAGCUGCUUAUUUCGUCGAUGGGGAAUGCGAAGAGGCUCUGAAGCUAUUUGAGCUAAUGAGAUCUGGAGGGGUUGCUUUGACCUCUGCUUCAUGGAAUUGCAUGAUCAGUGGACUUGCACAAAAUGGAAGGCCAGAAGAAGCAUUCAGAAUGUUGGGUCAAAUGCAACAGUUGGGGUUCAAGCCUAACCAUAUCACAGUGGUUAGUGCACUGCCAGCUUGCUCCUACAUUGAGAGUUUAAGAAGAGGGAGAGAGAUUCAUGGAUACAUUUUCAGGCACCGGAUUUUGGAGGGUAUGGUGCCCUUGACAGCUCUAGUUCUAAUGUACGCCAAGUGUGGGGACUUGGAUAAGGCCAGAGAGGCCUUCAACCAGAUGCCCAGGAAGGAUACAGUUGCAUGGAACACAAUGAUUUUGGCAAAUUCGAUGCAUGGAUGCGGUGAGGAUGCAUUAGCAGUAUUCCACCAAAUGCUAGAAUGUGGUGUCAAACCUAAUUCGGUCACAUUUACGGUGGUUUUGACUGGUUGCAGCCAUUCACAGCUUGUUGAUGUGGGCAAGUCGAUCUUUAAUUCAAUGAGCACACAACAUGGUCUUCAACCUGAUGCUGAUCAUCAUGCCUGCAUGACUGAUGUCCUCUGCCGUGCUGGUCAUCUUGAGGAGGCAUAUGGAUUCAUUCAAAGCAUGCCCAUGCAGCCAACGGUGGGCGCAUGGGGCGCAUUGCUUGCAUCAUGUAGAGUGUAUAAGAAUGUGGAUUUAGCAAAGAUUGCAGCAGCACAUCUUUUUGAAAUUGAACCAGAGAACCCUGGGAACUAUGUGUUGCUAUCAAACAUACUAGUUGCCGCCAAGCUGUGGGACGAUGCUUCUAGCAUCAGAAUGUUGAUGAGGGACAAGAUGAGGGAUAGAGGCGUUACAAAAGUACCUGGAUGCAGCUGGGUUCAGAUAAGGAACAAGGUUUACACAUUUGUUAAAGGUGACGAUAGGAACGCUCUGCGAGACGAGAUAUAUGGUUUUCUGAAAGAGAUAAGGGAGAAGAUGCGGCUGGAGGGUUAUCUUCCCGACACUGAUUACGUUUUACAGGAUGUAAACAAAGAGGAAAAGGAAGAAUUGUUGUGCAGUCACAGCGAAAAACUUGCGGUUGCAUUUGGCAUUCUUAACUUGAAAGGAGAAUCAGUCAUUCGGGUGUUCAAGAACUUGAGAAUCUGUGGAGAUUGUCACAGUACCAUCAAGUUCAUGGCCAAGAUAAUUGGGGUGCAGAUAAUUGUCAGAGACAAUGUGAGGUUUCACCAUUUCAGGUAUGGUUCUUGUUCGUGUCGGGAUCUGUGGUGAUCUAUUGAAUUGCUUCAUCUGUGAUGAUCUCUGAGGUUGAGGAGUUUAACCAAGAGUUUAGCUGAGGCAACUGUGGAUUUAAGGACGGUUCGGUCUGCCAUCCUUACUCCUGAGAAUGCUGAACUAACUAGGCAAUCUAUUUUCACCCUCAUAUUUACUCUGAAGAACAUUGAGAGUAUUACCUCAGACAUCUCGGGCUUCACAGGCGAUGUGGCUACAAGGGGAAAUUUGAAGAUGCUAAUUAAGUCCCUUAGCAGACUUUUAUGAUUGUGUUGGAGCCAGGCUUUUGCCAGCUUGUCUCUGGAACUUUUAACCACAGGGAGUUCAACAAGUGCUGUGCCAAAGCUGCGCAAGAGCUGCUGGAACUGAUAGAUCUUAAACCUGACACACAAAGAGAUCGAAUACUUCAAAGAUGGAACCUGCUUCAUCAAUCUUUGCCCUUGGUGUUGGCCUGUGACCAAGAUUCCCGGCAGAAAUGGUAAGCAACAUAGUUUCUUUUGAUGUGUAUUUGUAAAUGAGUAUGUUUUCAGGUGUCCAUUAUGGUUCUUAGCUAGCGAGAUUAUAAAAACGUAGUUGUCGGACUUUGAGCUCUCCUUAGUUCAAAUGUCAUGAACUCCAUUAGAAGAAGCAAAUAUAAUUCUUAAGAUGGUGAUUUAUUCUGAUACAUAACAAAGUU